GAGGCGGGACUGGAGCGCGCCCGCGGUGAGUGCGCCGCGGGCGGGUGCAGCGGGCCCGGCGCGCGGAGUCUUGUGGAGCCAGGCCCGCCGGGAGGGAGGUCGCCGAGCGCCGCGCCGGGCGGGGCCGAGAGCCGGGCUGGGUCUCCUUCAGGGCUCGGACUCGCGCUCGGGGGCCGGCGCCCGCGCUGAAUCACGUUUCUUCCGGGCGCGUGGCUGGCCUCGCAGCGUGCGGCCCUUGCCCCCCUGUCAUCCAAAAAGACGGGCUUUGUGCCUCCCUUGGCUCUUGAUUCGACGCCUCUGGCACUGUGGGAACACCAACUCCAGUUCGUCCAUAACCGGGCUUCCUAAGAAGAAAGGGAACGCAGGCUGUUCUGCUGCCAACAUGUUUUCGGCCCAGCGGAGACUCUGGUCCCUUAACAGUACAGCAAAAUUCCUGACAAUUAAUUCUUCAAAAAUCCUUGGACUCCCUACUUCUGCUAAGAUGUCUUUGAAAAUCACCAAUGCAAAACGAAUCGAAGGCCUCGAUAGUAAUGUGUGGAUUGAAUUUACAAAGUUGGCUGCAGACCCCUCUGUUGUGAAUCUUGGUCAAGGUCUUCCAGAUAUAUCUCCUCCCAUAUAUGUAAAGGAGAAAUUAUCAAAGAUUGCAGCAAUUGAUAGCCUGAACCAGUAUACACGAGGCUUUGGUCAUCCAUCACUUGUGAAAGCUCUAGCCUGCUUAUAUGAAAAAUUUUAUCAAAAUCAAAUCAAUCCAAAUAAAGAAAUCCUUGUGACAGUAGGAGCAUAUGGAUCUCUUUUUAAUUCCAUUCAAGGAUUAAUUGAUGAGGGAGAUGAAGUCAUAAUAAUAAUGCCUUUCUAUGACUGCUAUGAGCCCAUGGUGAGAAUGGCUGGAGCAACACCUGUUUUUAUUCCCCUAAGAUCUAAACCUGUCAAUGGGAAAAAAUGGUCUAGUUCUGACUGGACAUUGGAUCCUCAAGAACUGGCAAGUAAAUUUAAUUCUAAAACCAAAGCUAUUAUACUGAAUACUCCACAUAACCCCAUUGGCAAGGUAUAUACCAAAGAGGAACUCCAAGUAAUUGCUGACCUUUGCAUCAAAUAUGACACGCUCUGCAUCAGUGAUGAGGUUUAUGAAUGGCUUGUAUAUACUGGAAAUAAGCAUCUAAAAAUAGCUACGUUUCCAGGAAUGUGGGAAAGAACAGUAACAAUAGGAAGUGCUGGAAAGACUUUCAGUGUAACUGGCUGGAAGCUUGGCUGGUCCGUUGGUCCUCAUCAUUUGAUAAAACAUUUACAGACGGUCCAACAAAACACCAUUUAUACCUGUGCGACGCCUUUACAGGAAGCCUUGGCUCAAGCUUUUUGGAUUGACAUCAAGCGCAUGGAUGACCCAGAGUGUUACUUCAAUUCUUUGCCAAAAGAGUUAGAAGUCAAAAGAGAUCGGAUGAUACAUUUGCUUGAAAAUCUUGGCCUAAAGCCCAUAGUUCCUGAUGGGGGAUACUUCAUCAUUGCUGAUGUGUCUUUGCUAGAUGCAGACCUCUCUGGUAUGAAGGACAGCAAUGAACCGUAUGACUAUAAAUUUGUGAAAUGGAUGACUAAAAAUAAGAAACUGUCAGCCAUUCCAGUUUCAGCAUUCUGUAACACAGAAACCAAACUACAGUUUGAGAAGUUUGUGCGAUUUUGCUUCAUAAAAAAAGACAGUACACUGGAUGCUGCUGAAGAAAUAAUUAAGGCAUGGACUGGACAGAAGUCUUGAUCCAAGCAGAAGUUGAAAUGUAUGUGAACACCUCCCAGUACCACUUUACCUCAGGCAGAGUAGCAUCGUGGAUAAGAACUGUGAGAUGCUGGUUGAUGCGUCACCUCUCAGUGCUUCAGUUCCCUCAUCAUAAAAAGGGAAUAAAAUAUAGCACCUACUUUAUGACCCCUGGCUGGCUCUGUGGGUAGAGCCUGCAAGUCUUGAUCUUAGAGUCAUGAAUUUCAGCCCCAUGUCAGGCAUGGAACCUACUUUAAAAAAUAGUACCUACUUUAGAUGAAGUUUGUGAGGAUAAAAUGGAUUGAUAUACAUAAAGCCUCAAUAAACCCUCAACUAAUGUUAGUAGCAGUUCCAGUUCUCCACCAUCGUGUGAAAACUCUUGCCACUUAUAUGCCCUCAACUCCCAGUCCUUUCUUUCUCUACUCACAUGUAGUUCCCUCCCUUUCAUUAACCAGUGCCUUUGAACUUUGCUCAGAGUUUUGCUUCUCUGUACCAAAUACUGCCAGCUUCCAGAGUGGCUUCAAGGUCCACACGGAUUAUGGAGGCUUUCAGAACUUUGACCUUACCUUUGGCGAUGUUCACCUCUACCCCACUCUCCACUUUAGCCACCCACCCCGUUGGGUACAUCCUGGACCUUUCAUCAUUUAAGGCUGUGUCACCUUUGAGAUAGUAAAUUAGUCAUCUCACACUGUACCCACUUAUGCCUAUAGUGUUCUCCUGAUGUUUCUCAUCUGCUCUCAAAAUAUCACUUCUUUAAACUCACUGUAAUUUCAUUUCAAAUCCACUAUUUCUCAAAAAAAAAAAAAAAAAAAAGUCUAUGGCCUUCUUACAGCAGAAUCAGAAUCAAUCCAUGAGAAUAGAUUCUGGUCUUCACCUUAGACCUGCUGAAAAUAAUUUUAGGAUCUGGCCCUUCCAAGGUGAUUUUUAUGCCAGCUGAAUUUUGAUAAUCACAUGGAACCCUCUAUGUCAUUCCCGUCAGUCCCCUUAUAUUUUCCCUGCCCAGCUUAGACUGCGUCAUCUUUCACUUCAACCAAGAUACUUUUGCUGCCUUGAGUAACUUGCCCAUUGUUAUAUCUCACCUAACUGGUCAAAAAACCCUAAAACUUCACCCUGGGAUUAAAAUGCUUAUACUGGGCUGCUGACUACUGCUGUCACAAAAUACACAUUGUGCAGAUACCAACAACCAUGAAUGAAUAUCGUUAAGCUUAACUAGAUUUAAUCCUUCUUUGACACCCUAAUGAGAUUUCUUCUACCUAUUACCACAACAGCAAUUCUUAAUACUCUCCUGUUCUCUACCAUAGAAAUAUCCAACUUCCUUUCUCUCUACAUCUCAAAGCCCACCAGGACCAGCACAAUUAAAUCACAGAUAAUGACCUCAUCACCCACUGCUAUGAGAAACAAAAUGUAAAAACAGAUGCUGCCAGACAAGCAUUGUCAACUGAGAUCCUACCAAAAGGCCUAUGACCUAUCUGCACCAGCAUUCAUCCUUAAUUCAUUUCAUCCAGGUUGGGGCAGAAUGGGGAGGAUUGGUAGGAAGGCAGAACCAGGUCCAGUCAUGCAGAAGGAAACCCAGGACCGCAAGAGCUGACUGCUGCACCCCAGUAUAAAUCCCAUGUAUAAUUUUUAGCCUGUCCACUCUUGCUGGGGACAUGAUGCAGUUUUUGCCAGGAUUUAAAUCUGCUUUUCACAGUCCUGGACUUGUCCAGUGCUAAUCCUACCACCCUUUCUUCUCACACUAUAACUUGGCUCAGUCCAUUCUCUUGUAUUUUCAGCCUCUGGUUCCUUUCCUCAGCAGUGAGACAUGUCCAGAUUUCUCUAUUAGAAAAUUCUCUCCUAAAUGCUAUCUACUGCCCUGUUAUUUCUUUCUCUUCAAGGCAAAACUUCUCCUUCUUUCCUCCUUCCCUCCCCCUCACCUUCCUUCCUUUGUUCCUUCCUUUAACAAAUAUUCAUUGAACUCAUACUAUGUGACAGACACUAAUAUAAGUCUGUUUCUUGGUUUUUCUCUCUUUUUGCCCUUUCUCAUUUGUUUUAUUUCGUAAAUUCCAAAUGUGAGUGAAAUCAUAUAGUAUUUGUCUUUCUCUGACUUAUUUCGCUUAGCAUUAUACUCUCUGCUUCAUCCAUAUCAUUGCAAAUGACAAGAUUUCAUUCUUUUUUAUGUCUGAGUCAUAGUUCAUCUUCUUUAUUCAUUCAUCUAUCAGUGGACACAUAAGUUGCUUCCAGUUUGGCUAUUGUAAACAGUGCUGCAGUAACCAUACCCAAUAAACAUAUGUCUUUUCAGAUAAA
Mustela lutreola (European mink) is the source of this 4027-nucleotide messenger RNA. RefSeq names its product kynurenine aminotransferase 3 (gene KYAT3). The transcript is spliced from 15 exons. Gene Ontology annotation, molecular function: pyridoxal phosphate binding; L-kynurenine:2-oxoglutarate transaminase activity. Gene Ontology annotation, cellular component: cytoplasm; mitochondrion. The record is from RefSeq and is a predicted model, not a curated record. Bases 383 to 1747 code for a protein of 454 amino acids. Gene Ontology annotation, biological process: biosynthetic process. Lineage: Eukaryota; Metazoa; Chordata; Mammalia; Carnivora; Mustelidae.